GCCUGGCCGUCACUAGUUAUUACAGCUACAAAGUCCUAAUUAUAGCUAAACCCCACCUGUUUCCACAAUCUGAUUAUAAACCUAACAUUAACCAAACUGAUAACCUUGUGCCUAACCUUAAGUUAAGACAAAAGUGCAUUUUAUUUUUUACAAUAGCCAAUUCUGACUUUGUGGCUGUGGUAACUAUUUACAACCGAGAAGUCUGGGUGGAGAUGAUGAUGGCGGAGUUGGUGCAGGGACAGGCCUCUGUUGCUCAGUCCGGAAUGAAAGCUGACGGCUUCGCCCACGCUUUACAUCGGGCCCGACAGAUGGCAGGAAAAAUGAGGAAUGAGCAGAUUUCUCACCUAAAUAGUUCCCCACCUAUUGUAGACCCCUCCAUGUAUGGCUACGGGGACCAGAAGCGAUCGGUGGAAGACGGAGUAGGUAACCAGCUGGGAGCCAUGGUACAUCAAAGGGCUGUUUUGACAGAAGACUUCAAAGUGCCUGAUAGAAUGGUUGGAUUCAUCAUAGGCAGAGGAGGUGAACAAAUUACGAGAAUCCAGCUGGAGUCCGGGUGCAAGAUUCAAAUUGCCUCUGGAGAGUUCUUUAUUAUUGUCUGCGGGAUGUACUGAGAACCCAGCUGGCUUUAUGGAUGGAGACGGGAGAGAGCCAUGAUUCUGUGAAACAGUGUAUGUUACAGUCCCUGAUGUCUCUCUGGAGGGAGAUCCUCACCCUGAGCUUGUCUACUUUAUUGUCCAUAGACUGAACAUUAGCUAGUAAUAUACUCGGAAGCGGUGGAUGGUGUGCACGCCUCCUGAGUCGGACUAGAAUACCUCUUCUCCGCCGGCGGCAUCUUGGAGCAGCCUCUGGGAGAGUGGUGGUAUGAUGGACAGAGCCUGCUCCCUCAAUGGAACCCCAGAGAGCAUUGAGCAGGCCAAAAGAAUGCUUGGGCAGAUAGUGGACCGCUGUCGAAACAGCCCUGGGUUCCACAGCGUGGCUGAGGACAUCAGCUCAGUCCACGAGAUGCUCAUCCCAGCCAGCAAAGUGGGCCUAGUCAUCGGGAGGGGAGGGGACACCAUCAAGCAACUGCAGGAGAGAAUAGGAGUGAAGAUGAUGAUGAUCCAGGACGGCCCCAUGCCCACCGGGGCAGACAAACCCCUGAGAAUCACUGGGGAUCCCUACAAAGUCCAACAAGCGCGGGAAUUGGUGAUAGAGAUCAUUCGCGACAAAUACCAGGGAGACUUCCGCAGUGGCCGAAACGACUUUGCGUCAAGAUUGGGUGGAAGUACUUUGGAUGUGGCUGUACCCAGGUUUGCUGUGGGAAUUGUCAUCGGCAGGAGUGGCGAGAUGAUCAAGAAGAUCCAGGGAGAAUCCGGAGUGAGGAUCCAAUUCAAACCAGAUGAUGGCAUCAGCCCAGAGCGCAUCGCCCAAGUGAUGGGACAACCAGACAGGUGUCAGCACGCUGUCCAACUCAUCAACGAGCUCACCCAAACAGCACAGCAGGAACGUGAUGGCUUUGGAAGCUCUGGAGGACCAAGAGGAAGGGGACGAGGCCACGGGGACUGGGGCAUGGGCUCACCAGGGGGACUGCAGGAAGUCACCUACACGAUACUUGCAGACAAGUGUGGUCUGGUGAUCGGCAAAGGCGGAGAUACCAUCAAGAGCAUCAACCAGCAGUCUGGAGCCCACGUGGAGCUGCAGAGGAACCCCCCUCCCAACACCGACCCCAAUGUUCGCAUCUUCUCCAUCAGAGGCACCCCGCAACAGAUGGAGGUAGCAUGUCAGCUCAUUGACGACAAGAUCGGAGGCUCAGGAAUAUUAAGCAAUGGUAGUUGUGGGUUGAGCCCUUACACUCAAAGCCCUGCAACUCAUCAAAAUUGUGGCAGUGGAGCCCAGACUUUAAUGACAGGGGGAUGGGGGACUGCUUAUCAAACAUGGCAGCCUCAAGGCCAGCAAGACCACAGUCACAAUGGAUCCCAGGCAGGCCAGGUAGACUACUCUACAGCUUGGGAGCAGUAUUAUAAAAAGCUAGGCAAGUGCUCUGAGACAGUAAAAACCCUGUCAUACCCACAUGACUUUUCGAACAAUUGCAAUAUUUUUGCCAUACAUUUUGUGCAACUGCAGCAAAGCUUGAGGUUCGGCAUUUGGCGCAGUGUAUCUCCAGUAGUAGACAUUACAGAUAACGCAAUGAUUAUGAUUCUCUAUGUCCACCGUUGUGUAAUGGCCCAUUCUGUGUUUGCAGGCCAAAAGACCCAAGCUCAGAGUAUUGUCCAUGACUACAGCAAAGCAUGGGAGGAUUAUUAUAAGAAACAGAGUCAGACAUCUCAGCAGCAGAGCUCACUCCCAGAACACAGUGCAGCUAUGGCAGAAUAUUACAGGCAGCAGGGAGUGUACCACUGGCCGGGUGCACAGGCAACCCAGGGCCCAGGUCUUCAGGAGCAUUAGAGUGGACACCCAUCUAAUUAAGACUUUGGAAUCAUUGAGACAAAAAGAUAACUACUAACAGUACUAUUGAGGUUUCUAAAGUAUAUUUUCAACACUUUGCGGCGUACCUUUCCUUUUUGUAAUGCAUUCGCUGUAGAAUAACUAAACCUAAAAACUGAUAUUUUACUUGGCAAUUUUGGGAUACACUCGUCUUCAGUAUACUUUUUUUUCUUCUUUCUUUAAAUGUAUCGCCGUGUCUUUGAACAAGAUGUAGUAUAAUCUAUUUUGUCUAGUUUUUGCAAUAAAAUGGUAUUGGCUUAGCAGUCUUGAGGCUUGAGUAUAAUGACAGUUUUGUUUUUGUGAACGAUAAUGUUUUAAGCAUGCGUUUGCUUUUUGAUUUGUGUUUUUACGUAGAACAUUUUUAAUUUUGAGAGAUUGAAAUGUAAUGUUUGAAUGUUGGAAAAAAGUUUUAAUUUCGAACUAAAUUCCUGCUAUGGUAUCUGUCAUUUCUUAUUUAAUCAUGUAUUUCUUCUGUGUCAUUGUUUUGUUUUCUGUUCAGGAAGGUGCGAUAUCUAAUUUCGGUUUUGAGACAAAUAUGCUGAUAAAUUAGUUAUUAUUCCUACAUUAGACAUCCUAGUUUUAAGCCUAAGUGUAAUAAAUGCUUAUCAAAAUUAUAUUUUAGAGAGCUGGGAUAUUAUGAGUUUGAUUUCAUCUUAUGUAUGUAUCCUCAUGUACAUGGGUAUUUAAGUAUAUUUGUUGAAUAAGGAUUGUUAUUGUAAUAUUCACACGGAUGCUCUCCCAAUUUUAUGUAUUCACUGCUAAUAUGGUAAAUGUUGUUUUGAAAUUUGAUGUUGCAUCUCUCACCAAGUGCAAAUAUAAACCCAGCAUGUCUUCUGUGCUCAAGACUGCUAAGCCGCUUUCAUUCUACCUGUUCAAAAUAUUUGUUUUUGUAUGGCAAAUGUAAGUGUGAUUUAUUUAUAUUUUUGAAGCACCUAGCUUCCACAGUAUCCCAACCAGUACACUUUGUUUCUCGCUAACAUAAUUGUUUUUGUGUAAGCAAGAACAUAUGCUAUGAUUCGUUACAUGAUUACUCCCUACAAUUUUUUCUGAUGACAAGACAUACUUUAACCUAUGAUUUUUGUUGACAUUUUUCUCAUAUGCACAGAUAACCUUGUAUUUAAAAGUCAAGUAAUUUGUUUGUUUCUAGGGCAGUUGAUACCAUUUGGGCUAUUGUAAUGCACAUUCCUGUUUUUAGAUGUGUGCUGCCUUUUCAAUGGCAAAUUAGUUUAACUGCAGUUACCCAAAGAGCCAUAUCACUGGACUAACAAGUUCAUCUUUCUGUAGCAUACAGUGUGAUUUAGAUACCUUGUAUAUGCCAUAAACAUGAAUAGAGGCAAUAUAUAUUCUCACUUGUUUAUUUCUAUGCUUUCUUAGUUGUUUGACUCAGUAAUUUGCCACAAUUGCUUUUGUGGUGAAAAUAUAGAAUCUUUAUUUUUGUACUGUUAAAAAGUUUAUCUGUAUAAUGAUUUGUCAAUCUCCCUAACAGUGUUCUUUGUUGCUGUAUACCAUGCUUCAAUUAAAUCUCCUCUCUCAA
This is a messenger RNA of Salmo salar (Atlantic salmon), 3997 nucleotides long. Lineage: Eukaryota; Metazoa; Chordata; Actinopteri; Salmoniformes; Salmonidae. The record is from RefSeq and is a predicted model, not a curated record.